Messenger RNA from Puccinia triticina, 414 nucleotides. RefSeq lists its product as uncharacterized. The coding region runs from base 1 to 414 and encodes 137 amino acids. The record is from RefSeq and is a predicted model, not a curated record. The transcript has 3 exons. Lineage: Eukaryota; Fungi; Basidiomycota; Pucciniomycetes; Pucciniales; Pucciniaceae.
AUGAGACAGGCCAUCAUGCGCGAACAGGAGCAACGUCGGUUGCAGUAUCUCCAGCAAAUGCAAGAUCAGCAAAGGCAUCCAGGCGCGUACCAACAAGGCGCCGGGUCACAAGGACAACCAGAGGGGUCUCUGGACCAGACUGGCCAAUCGCAGCCCGAGUCCGGCCCUCAAUCUGAUCUCCAGGCGUCCGCCACAGGGAGCAUCACGUCUAUCUCUCCCGAGACAGAGUUGAAGGCCACUAAUAUUAAGACUGCUGACUUACAAGCACCUCCAUCUCGCUUCAAAACUGCCGGCUUGCAAGCCCAACCCGCCUAUUCCCCCGGAGGAUCGGAGCCAUGUGCACCUGGAUCUACGCCAUCAUGGGGUCAUCCGGUAUGGUGGGGUUGGUCUGAUACCACCGGAUGUGGGGAAUAA